AUGUUCGAUAUGAACUUUAGGGUGGGCUUUGAAUGGUACACGUCGGUACCAAUUACUACUAACAAUCGACUUUUGUGGAUUGCCACAUUAGUGGCAGUGCUCUCCACAGAUCAUGCGCAAGCAUCCAGUGAGAGAAGCAAAAGAGCGAUAGAUACAAAAUCACAAUUUGGAGGCUACAACUAUGAACCACCGAAUCAAAUAUUCACUCUACCACCGCGACAAACGCCUGUACAAACACCUAGACCACCACCGAUACAAACUAGACCGCCUGUAACUCCAGGAUAUCCCUAUUCAACUCCAGGUCAUGACAUAACAUACACAGAAAGGCCGGUAACGUACACCUUGCCCACUCAAGCUCCUCCAACGGGUUAUACCUAUACAGAACCGACGCGAGCACCACCGCCACAUACAUUUAGGCCAACGCCUGGACCUCCUGGACCUCCAGGACCUACGACGUCAAGUGGAUACGAUUACCCAGUUCCAACAAGAACUCUCCCGCCGAUAGGACCGCCUACGCGGCCACCAUACGGACCUCCUUCUCCUCCACACACACCUAGACCUCCAACACCUCCACCACCGCCAACGCCACCACCAUAUGGACCACCUUCUCCUCCACAGACACCUAGACCUCCAACACCUCCGCCAUAUCAUCCACCCUCACCUCCUCAGCCACCUAGGCCUCCAACGCCACCCCCAUAUGGACCUCCUUCUCCUCCACAGCCACCAAGACCUCCAACACCUCCACCGUACCACCCACCUUCUCCGCCACAGCCACCUAGGCCUCCAACACCACCGCCAUAUGGACCUCCUUCUCCUCCACAAACACCUAGACCUCCAACACCUCCGCCAUAUCAUCCACCCUCUCCUCCUCAACCACCUAGGCCUCCAACUCCACCACCAUACGGACCUCCUUCACCUCCUCAAACACCGAGACCUCCAUACCCACCAUACGGACCACCUUCCCCUCCACAAACACCUAGACCACCAACACCUCCGCCAUAUCGUCCUCCUUCUCCACCACAGCCACCUAGAACACCCGCGCCACCAGAUGGAUACUCAUAUCCAGUUCCAUCGAUAACAUUCCCGACACCUGGACCACCUACGCCAUAUAGACCUCCUUCUCCCCCACCACCUAGACCGCCGACACCUCCUCCUUACGUACCCCCCUCUCCUCCACAACCACCCAGACCGCCAACGCCUCCACCUUACGUGCCUCCGUCUCCACCACAGCCACCUAGACCCCCAGUACCUCCACAACCACCUAGACCGCCGACACCGCCACCUUACAUAACUCCAUCGCCUCCACAACCUCCUAGGCCGCCAACACCUCCGCCAUACAUACCUCCUUCUCCUCCGCAACCACCUAGACCUCCAUUACCUCCCCAACCACCUCGACCUCCCACUCCACCACCGUACUUACCUCCGUCCCCUCCACAACCACCUAGGCCACCAACACCACCGCAACCACCUAGACGGCCUACUCCUCCACCAUACAUACCUCCUGGUCCUCCGCAGCCACCAAGACCUCCAACACCUCCGCCAUACCAUCCACCUUCUCCUCCACAACCGCCCAGACCGCCAAUACCUCCACAGCCACCUAAACCACCAACACCUCCACCAUAUUUACCCCCAUCCCCACCACAGCCACCAAGACCUCCGACGCCUCCACCAUACCACCCACCUUCUCCUCCACAGCCACCCAGACCUCCAACGCCUCCACCAUACCACCCACCUUCCCCUCCACAGCCACCUAGACCACCAACACCUCCACAGCCACCAAGACCUCCAACGCCUCCACCAUACCACCCACCUUCUCCUCCACAGCCACCUAGACCACCAACACCUCCACCAUAUUUACCCCCAUCUCCUCCACAGCCACCAAGACCACCAACACCUCCACCAUACCAUCCACCUUCUCCUCCACAGCCACCCAGACCUCCAACACCUCCACCAUACCACCCACCUUCUCCUCCACAGCCACCAAGACCUCCAACACCACCACCUUAUAAUCCUCCAACGAAGCCCAAUACUUAUCUACCACCAGAUCGUCCAACUACUCACGGCCCAUACACUUCAAGACCUACAUCCUCUUACGGAACCACUCCAAGACCUACGUAUUCCUAUGGUACUACUCCAAGACCUACAGUCACGUAUGGCACUACCUCUAGACCUACGGUCACGUAUGGUACCUCCAGACCUACACCUUCUUACGGGACUACCCCAAGACCUACAGUCACGUAUGGUACCUCUAGACCUACAACUUCUUACGGUACUACUUCGAGACCUACAGUCACGUAUGGUACCUCGAGACCUACACCUUCCUAUGAUACUACCCCAACAAGACCAACAUUCACGUAUGGUACAACCCCAAGGCCUUCGUCACCAAUAACUUACGUAACAUCAGUCGCCACCUCCAGACCCACUCGACCAACAUUCGGACCUACGACCCAUCGUCCUUUCACGGACGAGUCCUCUUACCUUCCACCGAUAGAUGGUCCGAAGCCAAGUACUCAAGGUCAACCAUACCUCCCACCAUCCACCCCAUCCACGCCGCGUGUAACCGUUACGCCGCCACCUCCACCGACGCCUAUCUACACUCUCGUGCCAACCUCGACCAUCUACACUCCUCCACCGACUGGUAACCCGGCGCCGCCGCCCACUCUUCCGCCUACGACCAAGAGACCUAUCGGUUACUUCUACGAGGUGCCAGAAAAUCCGCUUGAGUUACCCCUGCGAUGA
Hylaeus anthracinus is the source of this 2739-nucleotide messenger RNA. RefSeq names its product basic proline-rich protein. Bases 1 to 2739 code for a protein of 912 amino acids. The record is from RefSeq and is a predicted model, not a curated record. The transcript has 4 exons. Lineage: Eukaryota; Metazoa; Arthropoda; Insecta; Hymenoptera; Colletidae.